AUGCAGGCGUUUGUGCCCAAGAACAGAAGGCCCAGAUUUGAGCUUGUGCUUCGAAUCAUUGACAUAAAUAAUGUUCCACUACGAAAUAGCGCAGUUUGGAUUCGAUGGCGUCUGCCAUCGUCCAGCGCCACAGAGCACCAGGGACACACUGAAAAGGCAUCUCUUCUCGACCACCGCGCCUCGUGGAAUUAUGAGAAAACUCUCAAUGUCCGGCUCACUAUUGACAGGAAUCUCAUGCUCCAGGAAUGUGACAUCAACUUUGAGAUCAUACAGGAGUUCCAUGGAUCUCCUGUCAACGAGAAGCAUAUUCUCGGCAAAAUCAAGCUCAACCUUGCUGAAUAUGUCGACAAGGUCGACGAAGACGAAGGGGUGAUAAGACGAUACUUGAUGUCGGAUUGCAAGAUUAAUAGCACAGUCAAGAUUGGAAUUGCCAUGCGCCAGGUCGAGGGAGAUCGCAAUUUCACAACUCCACCCUUGAAGUCUGCCACGGUGUUUGGAGGCAUCGCGAGAGUGGUACACAUGUCAGAGCCUGGGGACUCCGAGGAGCUGGUUCAUGUUCCUGCCAUCGCCACCAGAAGUAGAGAAGCGGCCGACAUGCAGGAUAUGUACCGACGCACUCUUGCAGCUUCGUGGAAUUCUCGCGCCUGGGAUUUACCGGCAGAUAAGCUUGUUGAGGAGUUGUUUGCUGGAAACUCCUGCUGGAAUAACACUUCUCACGAUCAUCCAAACGAUGGCUUUUCAGACAGCUUGAGUGAGAGUCUGACCGUGGAGGCUGCACGUCAGCAAUCCCGAUCUGGGAAUCGGCUUUCGCCAAGCUACGAGAAGCAGCCCAAAAGUGCCUCAAGUGGCAGCAAUAGCACCGCUCGACUCGCAUCCACGUCCAAUUCUGGGCACAGCCAUCCCCAGAAAGGCGGUAGUCUUGAGCAGCAGCUCCAUGAAAAUGCAAAAGGACGUGGCUGGAAGUCACGGCAAGCUGAGCAUGAGCUGUCUGAGUUCGACGUUAGGGAAGAUCUGAGAAGCUGGGAAAUUCGCGCCGAACGGCAGGAAUAA
This is a messenger RNA of Penicillium diatomitis, 1050 nucleotides long. Its product is annotated as N-terminal C2 domain-containing protein. The record is from RefSeq and is a predicted model, not a curated record. Bases 1 to 1050 code for a protein of 349 amino acids. NCBI's taxonomy places the organism in Eukaryota, Fungi, Ascomycota, Eurotiomycetes, Eurotiales, Aspergillaceae. The transcript is spliced from 5 exons.